AUGGAUAAGCUUGUAGCCAUGUUGGACACCCAUAUGCGUGGUACAGAUAAGUGGAAGAGCGUGGUUGGACCCAAAACAGAGGAAAACCUAAUGUCAAAUAUCAUGAGAUCUGCUCCGAUUACUGUGAUGCCCUAUUUGGGUGGGACGUUCAAGGUUUUUACUGGAGAUGUUUAUUUGGUUGUGGAUAUGCAGCAACAUAAGUGUACAUGUCUAACAUGGCAAAUGUCCGGGUUGCCAUGUCCACAUGUAUGUGCUGUGAUCCGCACAUUGAGACACGAUGUGUAUGACUAUAUCGACCCAUGUUUUAAAGUCUCCACCCAACAUUUGAUUUACUCGGGUCAGUUUCAACCAUUACCAACACACAACAUGCUUAAAGUUUGUGAGGCUGGGACUUUGCAAGAUGGCCAAGGCAAUGUAUUUCCUAGUCUCCAACCCCCGCAAGUGAGACGUCCUCCAGGAAGACCCUGA
This is a messenger RNA of Vitis vinifera (wine grape), 468 nucleotides long. RefSeq lists its product as uncharacterized. The transcript has a single exon. Gene Ontology annotation, molecular function: zinc ion binding. NCBI's taxonomy places the organism in Eukaryota, Viridiplantae, Streptophyta, Magnoliopsida, Vitales, Vitaceae. The record is from RefSeq and is a predicted model, not a curated record. Bases 1 to 468 code for a protein of 155 amino acids.